AUGAAUGAGAAAGGUGAAGAUCAAAAAAAUGGGAAAACAAUGGCUUGUCUAAGAGCAUUAGUUGGCGUAACAUUAGGCGAUCGAAUAUCCAAUGAAAAACUUUUGGAACUGAGUGGUCAACCAAAUUUGGAAAACAUAAUGAGAAGAAAUCGGUUAAGGUGGUUUGGCCACGUAAACAGAAUGGAAGAUGUGGAAAAAAAGCCGAAAUUAUUAAAGAAAGUAAUGUUUUCGUAUUUUCCCGAUGCUCGAAGACCUCAGAAUGCAGGCGUAAGGAAACGAUGGGAAGAUAAAAUCGCAGAUGAUAUUGCCAAAUUCGGAAUCAAGAAUUGGCGGAGAGAAACGAUGGAUAAGGACAAGUGGCGUCAGAUUAUCAACAAAUACGUGCAAAUUAAACCCGUACAUUCGAAUAUCCAAAAACUUGUACAUGAAUAUAAGGAACUAGCAAAUCGGCGGCGAGCAGAAGAGCUUGCUCGAAGUAGUCAAGAUAACACAACCAGCACCGUAACUAGUCAAACUCCACCAAUGUCGACCGGAGUGGUCACAAAUAUCUGUCCCAAUUGUGGUCAAGUGUGUAAAAAUCAACGAGGUGUAAAGAUUCAUCGACGAACUUGUGAUAAAAAAGUAGUCAAACAAACUCCAAUGAGUCAAGGAUUGGUGUAA
Molecule: messenger RNA, 660 nt
Organism: Didymodactylos carnosus
Lineage: Eukaryota; Metazoa; Rotifera; Eurotatoria; Philodinida; Philodinidae
Source: the annotation of a GenBank genome assembly